Phlebotomus papatasi is the source of this 577-nucleotide messenger RNA. RefSeq lists its product as uncharacterized. The coding region runs from base 36 to 551 and encodes 171 amino acids. The record is from RefSeq and is a predicted model, not a curated record. The transcript has 4 exons. NCBI's taxonomy places the organism in Eukaryota, Metazoa, Arthropoda, Insecta, Diptera, Psychodidae.
AAUAAAUCUUUCUUCAGUGUUCUAUUGUGUUCCAAAUGAAUCGUGUCAAUAUUUGGUGGCUCCUUUUCCUAGCUUUAACCUCCCCAGGAAUCAGAAAUUGGACAGAAGCACUGAGAUGCUAUGCCUGCACAUAUGUGGCCUCGCAGCAGAGCGACACUACAUGUAUCGAUAAUCCUGAAGAAAUUACGGGACAAAACAUCGUUAAUUGUGAUAAAAAGUAUUGCACCAUCCUAAGACAGGAGCUACUGGAUCCAGCAGGAAAAGUUGAAUCUUUUCAGAGAAGCUGCGAGGAUUCUCCUCUGUUUCUUAACGAUGUCAUCGAGGAUUCCACAUACAAGACAUAUUUUCGCUCCUGCACGAGUGAUCUCUGCAACAAUGGGGAUGGAAUUAGUUCUGGAGGCUCAGGUCUCCGUCCAGAUGUUCCAGGAGAAAAUAUUCUUGUUCCAGGACUUCCUAACAAAGGCACUUUAAUAAGUUCUAAGUCAGGAAUUUUCAUAUCAACUUUUCUAUUUGUAGCCUCAGUGUCUUUUAGAAGAAUCUUAUUAAAGUAAUUAAAAUCCUACAAUUUUCAAUUCUU